Molecule: messenger RNA, 5568 nt
Organism: Nyctereutes procyonoides (raccoon dog)
Lineage: Eukaryota; Metazoa; Chordata; Mammalia; Carnivora; Canidae
Gene: CATSPERT
Product: C2 calcium dependent domain containing 6
Exons: 16
Coding region: 1-5568 (1855 amino acids)
Source: RefSeq, a predicted model, not a curated record
AUGGAGGGAUGGAGCUUCCCCGAGCGCCGGCCCGCGGUUCCCACGCCCCCGACGACCGCGAAGGGCGGGGCCGUCCCCAGUCCACAGCCCCCGCACUUCAGAGGAAUCCCUACUGCAUCCCCGACGUCCUGCACAGCAGAGGGCCGCAGGGGUAGCAGGGCCACGCACCCGGCCAAGGAGGAGGGCGCCGGGCACCGGCUGCUGAACAUGCUGAGAAGAACUCUGAAAGGGACUGAAAGUAAAGAACUGGAAAUAACACCUGAAGUGCCAACUUUGGUACCAUUUGGGGGUGUGGUUGGCUGCCUUGCUAUUCAUGUAAAGAACUGCAGACAUUUCACGCCUAAGAUUGCUUUACAACAUUACAGUAAUUUGUUCAUUCGCAUCUCUAUUAACAACAUUGUGAAAUGUACAAAAAUGUGUAGCCUGCCAUCCCAAAACAAUGAAAAGAACGCUGUAAUUAAUUUUGAUGACGUAAAGUAUUUUUCUGUACAGGUUCCCAGGCGUCAAGAUGAUGUGCGGAAUAAUAUUUUCUUGGAACUAAUGCAAUAUGACAAAAUAGAAAAAUACCCUCUCUUGUUAGGGAGUAUUCAGGUACACCUUUAUGAAGUAAUUCAGAAAGGGCGUUUUAUUGAAGAAUUUCACAUGUUGAAUAAAAACACAUUUAUCUGUAGGGUGGAGGUGGAAUUUAUGUUCUCCUAUGGAAACUUUGGUUAUGGAUUUUCACAUCAGUUAAAACCUCUUCAGAAAAUUAUUGAGCCAUCCAUGUUUAUGAAUAUUGCACCACCUCCAGAGAGAAUAGAUCCUGUGAUAAAUGUUAUUACACCACAACCAAUAGAAUAUCCAGCAUUCCUAUCCUCAGACCUGAAUGUUACCGUUGGGAUGCCACCUGCAGUGUCCCAAUCCAACCAGCCACCUGUAGUACGACUUGAAAAACUUCAGCAACAACCUCGGGAAAGGCUGGAAAAAAUGAAAAAAGAAUACAGAAAUCUGAAUACAUGGAUGGAAAAAGCUAGCUAUUUAGAAGGGCUUCUUACCCCAAAAUUUGCCCAUAAAGAACGUAAGGGAAGUGAUACCAGUGAGUUACUUGCAAGCCUCUUUGAAAAGGAGCCUGAAAAUGGUGUAACAUCAGAUGUACCUUUUAUAAAGGAGGAAGCUGAAACUGUUCCAAGUGAGUUGCCAGAUAAUGAUGAUAAGAACGACUUGAUUCUCCCACCUUUGAACGAGUCAAAUCAAGAUAAUUCAGAUGCUGUUGCUAUUGCUCCUGAAAGUGAUGAAUCAACAAAGCAAACAGAUGAGUCAACAAAGCAAACAGAUGAGUCAACAAAGCAAACUCCUGUUGUUCCAGUCCUGACAAUAACGGAGGAGAACAAAACAUUACCUUUAGAGGAAUACCUAUCAAAAGCUCCACCAGAGGGAAAAAUGAAAAAUAUGUUCCCUCCACCAGAAGUAAAAUUGAAAGCUAGAUAUCCAGGCCUUUUAAAAACAGACUCAUCUCCAUCAGAGGUAAAGAUGAAAACUAGCUUUAUAUAUCCAGGUAAAAUAAAGAGGAGGAACUUAGAUUCAUCUCCAUCAGAAUAUUGUUGGCAAAGCAACAAUCUAAGCUUAGCUGGGAGGAAGAGCACAAGCUUAGUUUCCCCAGGUUCAAAAUCAAAAGGUAGGUCUCAAAGCCAAGAUCCAGAGGAACACCUUGAAUUAAAGGUGAUUUUUUCACCAGUGGAAUACACUUUACCAUCUUUCAGACCGGAAUUUAUAGAAUUCAAACCAAAGUAUCCAUUCCAGGAAUUCAACUCUAAGAAUGGUUUUGAUCCUUUUCUAAGGAAUAUAAACCACAAAAUGUCAGUCGGAAAAAGGAAAGAGCAAGAUAUGUACAAAUGUAGAAAUAUUUUAAGUGCAGAGGUUAUAGAGCAUGAAGACCAAGAUCCUCCUUACCCAACAUAUUCAAAAACUGCAAGACCUACUAAUAAAACCUGGCCUCAUGAUCCUGGCAUCACCACAGCAAAGACUUUAGGCACAGAGACUAAGCUAAAGUUAGCCCAUGAUUCCGAUUGCAUCACGAUAAAGACUUUAGACACUAAGAAAAAGUUAAAAGAAAGACUACCAAAUGUAUCUCUACCUAAUUUUGAAGCAGAAUCAUCAAUGACUGGAAAUGUAAAUACAUGUCGCUUCUCAAAAUCAUUAAAUCUUACUUCUCACCUAGAAAAUUUAAAACAAUCAAUUAUGUUCAAGUCAAUUUUAAGUAAAAAUCUGCAAGACCUUUCAGAUAAGUUAUUUUCUAAACCAGAGUUUUCUGUGGACACUGAAGCAAGAAAGGAAAGUCAUAGUUCUCCACUUCCAAGUGUUUAUGAUGAGCCACCAAGUAGUUUGGAAAACAAAGUAUUUGAAAAAGUUAAAGAUUUAAAUAGCAGGCUUUCAGAAAAAUAUAUUUUAAGUUCAAAGUCUCUUUUAAGACAAAUAAUUAAAGAUAUUCCUGCAGAUUCACUUUCAGAAGGUGGACCAAGAAAUUCUCCAGUGGUAGAAAGGGCACUUGUCUCUGAAAAACACUUGGAAGCUGGUGAGAUUGAUUUUCCAAUAAAAAAUAAUUUCAAAAAGAAACAUUCAAAAAUUGAACUGUCUAGCUCCAAACCAGAUGUAAGUGACAGUGCACAUGAUUAUGUUAUAAAGCAAAUAUUCACUGCACCUGUCUUCUCAGAGUUGGAAGUGGGAGUGAAAGAAUUAAGUGGGACAUCAGUAAAUUUGGAGAAUCAAUUACCCACAGCUUGGGAGAGUAUAUCUUCAAAUAUUCUACUUCAAUAUGAAGAAAACAAUGAUGAAAUAGAAUUGCCACAGGCCAAAUCUGUUAUAAGCCAGAUAAUACAAGCAUUUCCUAUAGAUAGUCUUUUGGAAUCUGGGAUAAUCAAAGUGAUAGAAUUAGAUAAAGAAUAUCAGAAGAGAUCUGUAAUGGCUUCAGAGACCGUCUUUGCUGGAGAAGAGCCAAAGUAUUCCACAGAGGAUUAUUUGGAAACCCAAAGCAGUAUAGAACCUCUUUCAGAUCAGAAUACACUCAUCAUUCCCAAAGAAACCACUUCUUUGAAUAGAGUUGAAUAUGUGGAUGAAGGUCAAAAUUUAUCCCUACAACAUUCAAAAUAUCAGUCAGCACCAGAUAAAAAAACAGAUAUGCCAAAUAAUAGUCAGAGGUUUGCUAGAGAAGAAAAUGAUCUAAAUUCUACUUUAGAAAAUUUAAGUAACUCAUUAAUGGGUAAACUUAAUGAUUCAGAUGUAAUAAUGUUAAAAUCCUUCUUAAAACAUACGUUUAAUAUUUUUUUCAAAUAUAAUCAGUUUGAUAGAAGACAACCAGAAAAAGAAUUAGAAAGACUAAUUCAGCAUCCUGUUCCAAAUAAUACAGAAGAGCUUGAAGAAAUCAAAGAGAAUUUUGAUAAAGCAGAUAAAUUAGACAGAAAACCUAUUUUGAGUCCAAAACUGCGUAUAUUUCUAGAAGAACUCUCAGAGUCAGAAAUAAAAAAUUUAAAAUCUGAACUAAGUAAACAUAUCCAACAUUACCUUGUAGAAAGACUUUCAGAAUCUGGACACAUCACCAAAGAAGACUUACCAAAAAUCUAUCAAAAUCUGUAUUUGAUGAAUGAGAAAGUGGAGCCAAAAGGGCAAAAUAUUUUUCUGGAAAAAUAUUCGGAAACCGUAAAAGAAAUCAUGUCUUUUGUAAAUAAUUUUAAUCAUCAUUUCAUAGAUAAACAUUUGGAAAUAAAGCUAAGAUCUUUUUUAAAUGAGAUUCUCCAAAACUAUUUCCUAAAAAACCUUUCUGAAAGCAGUUUAUUUAAAGAGACAGAAUCUGACACUGUCCACUCAAACAUGUCUUCUCUAAGAACUAAAAGUGCCUCCAUAUCUUUUCAUGAGUUAAGACAAGACAUUUCAAGGGGGAGUUUUGGGAAGAGACUUGACUUAAAGAUGAAAUAUCCUUUAAAUAAAUCUCUACAAAACUAUCUUAUAGCUUUAACAGAAAAUGAACUUUUAAAUCUAAAAGCCAAUUUAAGCAAACACCUCCAGAGCCUUUUUAUAGAAAAACUUUCAAAGUCAGGACUACUCACAGAAAGACAAUUAGAGGGGAUCAACCAACAUAUAAAUUUGAUCAAUUCUAGUACUAUACCAUUAAAAUGUAUAAAGCCAGAUUUAUCUUUUAGAAAUGAAAAUCAACUUAUGGAAGAGAAUUCAGAAAAGCAAAAUAAAUAUUCAAAAAUUAUUCAAAAAACGACUUUACAAAAAGUUCCUAAAGAUAGACUUACUGAAACAGAACUGACCAAAAAGGAAGAAAGGGAAUAUUUUUCCUUACAGCAUAUUAAGGAAAAUCCAUCAAUAAUUGAGGAACAGAAAAGAUACUAUCCUAAAGAAGGAGCCAAAACCUUGAGAUUAAUUAAACUACAACCUUCUUUCAUCAAAAACACCCAAGUGAUUCCAUUAAAUAAGUCAUCAGAAAGACUUACAGAUAUAGUACUUAAGAAACACAGGAAAGAAUAUGGUUUUAUCCAGCUUCCUCGAGCAGAAAAUUAUGAUUUUAAAACAGAUAUUCAAGACCCACAUAGUUGGAGUGGCAAAUCAAAAGCAAGUCAGUCAAAUGUUUGCUUUGAAAGGACACUAAAAACAAAGCCCCUUGGAAAAAAAGAGCAUAAUAUGUGUAAGUUGAUAGCACAGGAAAAACCUGAAGCUGUACUGUCACUUUAUCCAAGAAUUCCUAAUUGCAAAAUGCCAAGUGAAAAUGAAGACUAUGUAUACAAAUACACUUUUCCUUCCAGGCAGAGUAGCACUUUAACUCAUUUCAAUUUAGAGGCUGGGGAGAAAUCAAAGUUAGAAGACCAGUAUAUUCGGAGGUUGAAAGGAAAUAAUAAUAAUAAUAAAAAACAACAUUUAGUAACAUUUGCACAAUACAAAAAAAUACAUACUCUUUCUGUAAGAGAAAAUGGAAUUUGUGAUGAAAAAUAUGCCAAGUUCCCUGAAUCACAGUCUUUAAAGUACAAAAUUGUGGAAGCUCAGAAAAACUCAAAACCAUCCCUCUUCCCAGAAGUAUUAAAGACAGAAAAUCUAAAGCCCAAGGUACGAAAAGAAAGAGACCGUGUCAACAAACAAAAGAAGUCAUUUAGCAAGAUACUACCAACCACACUGCCCACCACAAGAAUUCUAAGGAAAUCUGUUCCAAGAACAUUGCUUCACUGGACCGCAAGAAGAACUAUACAUGAUUGUUCGGAUAGAUUUGAGGAUAUACCUGUGACCCCAUUUAAGCAUGCUGAACAAGCAAAAUCAAGAACAAAGCUUUUAGGAAAAAGCUCAGAUGAUAGCCAUAAUCAGUUAAAACACUUCACAAGACCGAAUACUGCUCCAGAGGUUAACAAACGGCAAGAGAGCUACAAUGGAAAAUUUACAAGUCCUCGAAUGGUUUCAGCAGGUUUAGUGUACGUCAAUGAUGCAAUCCCAAAUUAUGAAAUCCAUAAAAUGCGGCAAAAAAAAAGAUUAAGAGAGAAUAUUGAAAAGUGUUCACUCAUUUGUGAUAUUAUCCAAAUGUUAAAAGUUCAAAACGAUAUAUAA